Galeopterus variegatus (Sunda flying lemur) is the source of this 5887-nucleotide messenger RNA. It is a transcript of the gene NUFIP2, whose product is annotated as nuclear fragile X mental retardation protein interacting protein 2. Gene Ontology annotation, molecular function: RNA binding. The record is from RefSeq and is a predicted model, not a curated record. Gene Ontology annotation, cellular component: cytoplasmic stress granule; nucleoplasm. Lineage: Eukaryota; Metazoa; Chordata; Mammalia; Dermoptera; Cynocephalidae. Bases 90 to 2186 code for a protein of 698 amino acids. The transcript has 4 exons.
AGAUAUACUGAGGGAGCGCUGAGAAGCAGUCUCAGAUCCUGACGGUGCAGCAGCCCGCAGCCUCAGCCAGGGAGUCCCAGUCGCUUUCAAUGGAGGAGAAGCCCGGCCAGCCACAGCCUCAGCACCAUCACAGCCACCACCAUCCUCACCAUCACCCCCAGCAGCAGCAGCAGCAGCAGCAGCAACCGCACCACCACCACCAUUAUUAUUUCUACAACCACAGCCACAACCACCACCACCACCACCAUCACCAGCAGCCUCACCAAUACCUGCAGCAUGGAGCCGAGGGCAGCCCCAAGGCCCAGCCAAAGCCGCUGAAACAUGAGCAGAAACACACCCUCCAGCAGCACCAGGAAACGCCGAAGAAGAAAACAGGCUAUGGUGAACUAAAUGGGAAUGCUGGAGAAAGAGAAAUAUCUUUAAAGAGCCUGGGUUCUGAUGAAGCUACCAACCCUAUUUCCAGGGUCCUCAAUGGCAACCAACAAGUUGUAGACACUAGCCUGAAGCAGACUGUAAAGGCCAGCACCUUUGGGAAAGCAGGAAUUAAAACCAAGAAUUUCAUUCAGAAAAACAGUAUGGACAAAAAGAAUGGGAAGUCUUAUGAAAAUAAAUCUGGAGAGAACCAGUCUGUAGAUAAGACCGAUACUGUAGCAAUUCCAAAUGGUGUUAUAACAAGUAAUUCUGGCUAUAUUACUAAUGGUUAUAUGGGCAGAGGUGCAGAUAAUGAUGGUAGUGGAUCUGAGAGCGGAUAUACCACUCCUAAAAAAAGGAAAGCUAGGCGCAAUAGUGCCAAGGGUUGUGAAAACCUUAAUCUAGUACAGGACAAAAUAAUGCAACAAGAAACCAGUGUCCCAACCUUAAAACAGGGACUUGAAACUUUCAAGCCUGACUAUAGUGAACAAAAGGGAAAUCGAGUAGAUGGUUCGAAGCCCAUUUGGAAGUAUGAAACUGGGCCUGGAGGUACAAGUCGAGGAAAACCUGCUGUAGGUGAUAUGCUUCGGAAAAGCUCAGAUGUUAAACUUGGCGUGAGCAGCAAAAAGUUUGAUGAUCGGCCCAAAGGAAAGCAUGCUUCAGCUGUUGCUUCCAAAGAGGACUCGUGGACCCUAUUUAAACCACCCCCAGUUUUUCCAGUGGACAAUAGCAGUGCUAAAAUAGUUCCUAAAAUAAGUUAUGCAAGUAAAGUUAAGGAAAACCUCAACAAAACUAUACAGAACUCCUCUGUGUCACCAUCUUCAUCCUCAUCCUCUUCGUCAUCUACCGGGGAGACUCAGACCCAAUCUUCAAGUCGGUUAUCCCAGGUCCCUAUGUCAGCGCUGAAAUCUGUUACUUCUGCCAACUUUUCUAAUGGGCCUAUUUUAGGAGGGACUGAUGCAAGUGUGUAUCCUCCAGGGGGUCAGCCACUGCUAACUACUGCUGCUAAUACUCUAACACCCAUCUCUUCUGGGACUGAUUCAGUUCUCCAGGACAUGAGUCUAACUUCAGCAGCUGUUGAACAAAUUAAAUCUAGCCUUUUUAUCUACCCUUCAAAUAUGCAAACUGUGCUGUUGAGCACAGCACAAGUAGAUCUGCCCUCUCAGACAGAUCAGCAAAACCUGGGGGAUAUCUUCCAGAAUCAGUGGGGUUUGUCGUUUAUAAAUGAGCCCAGUGCUGGCCCUGAGACUGUUAUUGGGAAGUCAUCAGAUCAUAAAGUGAUGGAGGUGACAUUUCAAGGAGAAUAUCCUGCCACUUUGGUUUCACAGGGUGCUGAAAUAAUCCCCUCAGGAACUGAGCAUCCUGUGUUUCCCAAGGCUUAUGAACUGGAGAAACGGACUAGUCCUCAAGUUCUGGGUAGCAUUCUAAAAUCUGGGACUACUAGUGAGAGUGGAGCCUUAUCCUUGGAACCCAGUCAUAUAGGUGACCUGCAAAAAGCAGACACCAGUAGUCAAGGUGCUUUAGUGUUUCUCUCAAAGGACUACGAGAUAGAAAAUCAAAAUCCUCUGGCCUCUCCCACGAACACUUUGUUAGGCUCCGCCAAAGAACAGAGAUACCAGAGAGGCCUAGAAAGGAAUGAUAGCUGGGGUUCUUUUGACCUGAGGGCUGCUAUUGUAUAUCACACUAAAGAAAUGGAAUCUAUUUGGAAUUUGCAGAAGCAAGAUCCCAAAAGGAUAAUCACUUACAAUGAAGCCAUGGAUAGUCCAGAUCAAUGAAGGACCAGACUGCCUAUUCGUAACCUUUCUGCAGCAUUAGAGCCACCGUUCAUGGGGGACACAAGGCUUUUAUGCUCCUAGAUCUUCAACGCAGCAGAGGAACCAUAAGUAGAAUCACAGGAUAAUAUAUACAAAUAUAUAUAUAUACAUACAUAUAUAUAUAUAGUUAUUUAAAAAAAGGCAACUGAAAGUAAUUAGACUUCUUAAGGAAUCAAAUUUAUUUCAAGAGACUACACACAUGGUUAUUUAAUCUCCGGUACUGAAUAGUUUUUUUUUUUUCUUCUUCUUCUUUUGUUAGUUUUUGUUUUUUAAGUGUGAAUGCAAGUGAUUAAUGAAUACAGACUUAACAAGCGUGGUUCUAAAGUUCCUGCUGUCAUCAACUUGGGCAACAAACGACCCACUGGAAAGGCAAAUCCACUUAAAAGAUCUCUGUAUCUUGUUCUGUGACUAAAGUGAUACACUAAUCACGGGGAACCCAGAAUGAUUCAACAUUUUCCCCCACUCCCUUGAUCUUUUGGUUUUACUUUAAGCCCUGCAAGAAUGCUGGAUAAAUGCCUUGAAGUUUGCAGGGCUGUAUUUUUUUUUUUUAACGAAUAUGAUUUGCAUGUCUUGCCAGGAGUUAAGCAGCCUCUGUGGGGAGUUGGGAAAAUAUUUUCUUUCUUUCAUUUUAUUUUUUAUGGGGUGGGGAUAGGGGAGGGCAUUGAAGUUCUACAAUUCUGGAAUAGUUGGUGGUACAUAGUUAACUUGGCUUCAGUUACGUAUUGGACUCUUAACAACUGAAGAAUCCAUGAGUGUCAUUUAAAGAAAACUUGCAGAACAGGCAAUUGGCUUAGAUAUUUAAUAUGGAAAAAUAUUCCUGUGCCCAUAUUUUAAUGUAAUUGUAUAACUGGGAGCAAAAGUAUAUUCUGCUUUUCAACUGUAGGUGCUCCAGACUUGCUCUCUGUCACUAACACUAAGUGUGCUGUUAUUGUUUUUCAUCAAACAUCUAAGAGAAACUUCUGUACCUUUCUGUACAUUCUUUUAAUUUCUCAGCAAAAUCUAAAAGGGGAAGAGAAAAGCCCAUAAGAACUAAAACUUUUCAAGUUUUUAGCUAGUGAGGAGUUAAUAAAACCUGCCUAUAGAAGGUGUGUUUUCAUGCAAACUAUACUUCUGAGCUUAUUAGCUUCUAAUUAUAUCUUAAUAUAAAUAUAUUUUGUUACUAGAGCAAAAAGGGUUUUUAAGAAAAAUAAUGUGACAUUCUGGAAAUUUUCUUUUGGGCAGAGAAGAGCAUUACCCUGUCUUACCAUCACAUUGCUAUCCUUUUGCACUGCAGCUUGUGUAUAGCAUGCUAAAAGAAAUUUUUGUGUGUGUGCAGAAACUAAGGGUCCAAUGUAAGAUUGGGUGAUGUUAGUGGCUUAAUAACAAGUUCUCUGACCUGAUGUAGUGUCACACCACAUACAGAGAAAUUAGUAUAUCCAUGUAUGUCAAAUACAGGUUAAAAUAGCAGGGCAUUUUUAUAAAGAGUUGUCUUCUAAUAAAAGUAGACUGUAUCCCCUGGGCUAUUUGGGGAGAUAGUAACUACUUUUGCUCUACCCCUUUGCUUAAGAAGUGUUCAGUUUUGAGCGACUGUAGUAUGGAUGGGUUUUCUUGUUCUGUUGGUUUAAGACUUUUAACAAGUAGUUCAUGAAAGAAGCUGUUGGACUCAACAUAGUUUAGAGAAAAUAUCUUUUUAGUCUGGAUUUCUGCCCUGCUUAGAUUUUAAAAGUAUGAGCAUGGAUUGCCAAUUCCACUUGUUGUAAACAAAACUUUUUAUACAUAAUAUAUAUAUAAUAACUUAUUGUAUCAGUCCAGGUUCAGAAACUUGUGGUAGGCCAGUUCCAGAUAGUUUCAUUUCACCUGUAAACUGUAUCACUUUUACUGAUAUUGUAAUUUUCAAAUGUAUAAUAUGUUUACAGAUGUGCCCUGCAUUUAGUCUGCCUUGUUCCUAUUUUAAUUUUUGUUGAGUCUCCUGCCUGCUUGCCAAAAGCUAGGAUGCUUCAGGCCCGUGUACAAUUGAAAGCAGAGGCAUCCUUGAGCUUUAAAGCAUUGAACAAACUGGAAAAUGCAACAUACCACAUACUGAAGUGAAAAGAAGUCUGUGUCUUUGUGUUUUUUUUUUUUUAAUAAAAUUUUUCAAAAAGUUUAAAAAAAAGAUAAAAGGUUGAUUAAAGAAAAGAAAAAAAAAGGCUCCAGUUUGUUUUACAGGUUUUAAAGUUCUGCUGUGUGUUCAAUUGCCUUGUGUAACCACUUGUCGCCUUAGGGCCAGAUCCCCCCCCCCCCCCUUUUUUUUUUAAUGUCCAUUUUGCUUGCCUGGAAUUUUAAAGUUCUUCUGUCUCACAACUCACAAGAAACUUUCUGGGUUUGUGACGUAGAGAGGUUGAAUGAAUAUAUAUUAAAAACAAAAAAAACCCCACCCAGUCCCCAUUUGAAUUAGGCUUUUUAACUUAGAAGCAACACUUAAUUAAACCUUUAGAAAGCUAUUGCUUUCCUAAUUCCCUUCCAUAUCCCUCAGGCCUCCAUGUUCAGAGAAGCCAAAAAGAGAAUGUAACCCUUCUGUUUGUCCAAAGGUUUUGAGAAUCUCACUUCUAAAUGAAACAAUGCAACAUUUCAGUUUGAUUUCUCCACUGAAAUUUCCUUGAUUAUAUGGUUAGAGGUAUAUAGUUAGGAAUGUCUCUUAACUUUCUGAGAACCCUAGUGCCCCAUCAUAUUAACUGUCAGUAUUUUGGGGGCAUUGGGUUAAUGGACUUAAUCGCCUAGAUACAAGCAGGACUUUGGGACAAACCUUUGUGCUGUUUGGAAACACUUAACUUUCUACUUGUUGCAAUCUUUCUCCUUAGGUCCUCACACAAUUCUUUACAGAGCACUUAUUAAAAAAAAAAAAAUCUUAAGAGUUGAUCUGUUUUCUGAUUAUUUUUGUGUAAGCUUCUAAACAAAUUUCAGCUGUGAUUAAUUUAGCACAUUUAAAUAACAUUAAUGUGUUAAUGUUUGAUAAAAAGAGUUUUCCUUCAACUCAGAGUAUUAGUACUGUAGCAUAAACCAAAUACAGUCUAGAAGGGAUUUUUAACAUCCCUCCAUUAUAAAGACUGAAAAAGGUGUGUGUGUGUGUGUGUGUUGAGUGCUUGUGUGUGAGGGAAAGAUGGAGAUAUUACAAAUUAGUAAAUGAAUGUGUAUAAGAAAUUAUAUUAGUAUUCAGAGAAUGAACUUGUAUUUAUUUUGUGCCAUUUGUUUUCAUUACACAGAAUAAAGUCAGGUGGUUUAAAUCCUUAAAAAGGUAGUAUUUGAAAAAUGGCACUAAGAAUGAAAUCAUGACCUAUUUUUUUAAUAGCUAUGAAGAUACUAAUUAUGGGUGAAGAUUUCUUUUUAAAUCUGUCUUGAUUGUAGGCUUCUGUGUCACAUACCGCUCUCGUGUAGUUGUCUUGAAUAAUCCCCCUUCCCCGCAAAAAGACAGGGUGUAUUUAUCUUUCUCUUUAUCCACCCCCACUUUGCCAAACCUGAAGUUAAUUGCAUAGCCUUUCCUCUAACCUCCUUAGUAAUGAACCUUCACAUAAAGUGUAUUUACAACAUCUAUAGGAUCCCUUCCUCCUCUGCUUUCUAGGAGGGGAUAGCCAAUAACUCAGAAUUUGUUAAUAACAGUUUUUUCUUUCUUGAAAUAAAUGGCUGGAGAGUUUCUCUCCAUUUUAGAA